AUGUUUGUCACAAAUUUUUAUCUUAAUACCAGUCGAUUACCAAAUGACGUUUUGUCAUACACAGAUCAAGAUUUUUAUAAUUUUGUUGAAAUGUUUCUCGGAAAAUUACAUGCUCACUUGCUUUCAUAUCUGCACAUUAAUAGUGUACCAUGUUUUCUUUUAACUGAAAAUCCAUGUUCCAUUUUUAGUCUUGAUAUUGAAGAUGAAGUUUUGGAACAAUUGAGCCGAGAAAUAUGUAUUAAAUUAAAAAACAAUCAAUUGAUAGUAAAACCUCGUGUUGAAAACAGUUUUAAAUGUUUAAAAGAUUUAUUGUUAAAAAAAAUUGAACAAGAUAUGAAAAGAACUAAACAAAACAGUAAGCAACAAACUGUAACGCUGGGCAAUACAACGUCUACACAAUCAUUUUCAAUUUCUUCUUCAAUGUUAAUUUCACCACCAUCAUUAUUGACAAGUUCUUAUUCGGCAUUAACCAUUGAUGAACAUCGUCAAUAUUUGUUAAACUGUAUUAAACUAUGGUGUCUUGAUAAUAAAGCCAACCUUCAAUUUAAUGAACUUGAAUUGAAAGAAGAUACUGACUUUACUUUUAUUUUUUCGAAUAUAAAUAAUUUUUUGGAAGUUAGCGUUAAAUGCAAAUGUGGUUCUAAUAUUAAUUUAGGAAAAAAUGCUGAAAAAUUUCAGUUAUCCAAUUAUUAA
Rotaria sp. Silwood1 is the source of this 693-nucleotide messenger RNA. The record is from the annotation of a GenBank genome assembly. NCBI's taxonomy places the organism in Eukaryota, Metazoa, Rotifera, Eurotatoria, Philodinida, Philodinidae.